ACGCUAGCCUUCAAAACCGUUGCCGAAGCUUCGCGCAGUGAUGGUUUGUAAACAAUUGCAUUAUUGUAACGGCCGGUGUGUUGUGUGAAAUUCGUGAUUGGAAUAUUGAACUAGAUGCAAGAAAUAUUUUGUUUUCUACACCAUACAGCGAGAAAACUGGAGCACGAGUAAGAAUCUCGCUAGAAAUGAGUAAAAAUAAACGUCGUUCUGGAGGGGCCGCAGAGCCCCCACCACAACCGCCUCAGGAAGCGAUGGAAGUGGACGGACAAGAUGACACCAAUUUGUCCGAGGACGAAGAAGGGGGCACCCGUGUCGGAGGAAUAUACAUCCCACCACCCGUUCCGCCUUACUGUUCCACGGAAUGCAAGGGACCGCGGCUGAUGAUCACCAACAUUUCCAAUUACAACUUCAAAAGCUACGCUGGCCAUGUAUCGCUGGGACCCUUCCACCAGCGCUUCUCCGCCAUCAUUGGACCCAAUGGAAGCGGGAAAAGCAACGUAAUCGAUUCUAUGCUGUUUGUGUUCGGUUAUCGCGCCCAAAAGAUCCGCUCGAAGAAACUGUCCGUGCUGCUUCAUAGUUCUUCGAAGCACCCGAACACCAAUAAGUGCACGGUGGGGGUGCAUUUCAAGCAGAUUGUCGACAAAGAUGACGGAUCUUUCACGGUCGUUCCUAAUUCGGAAUUUGUUGUGGCGCGUACCGCUUUCCGUGACAAUUCCUCCUACUAUACGAUUGACAACAAAAAGGUUCACUUCAAGGAGGUUUCGAAACUGCUGAAACAGCAUGGAAUCGAUUUGGACCAUAAUCGGUUCCUGAUUCUUCAGGGGGAAGUUGAGUCUAUCUCAAUGAUGAAACCCAAGGCGCUAACGGAAAAUGACUGCGGAUUGCUGGAGUAUUUGGAGGAUAUUGUUGGGACCACCAGAUACAAGCAGCCACUGGUUAAGAUUAAUGAGCGGGUGGAAAUGCUCAACGAGGAACGAACCGAAAAGCAUAAUCGCUGUAAACUUGCUGAACGUGAGAUGAAGGAUUUGGAGAAACCUAUGAACGAAGCCGUCGAGUAUCUCAAGCUGGAGAACUCUCUGACCAGAACUAAAAACCAGCAAAUCCAAAAAUAUAUCAGCGAGCAGAAGAAGAAAAUCACAGAAUUGGACAAAGAACGAGAACAAGCAGGUGGAAUUUUAAGCAAACAUGACGACACUUACGAAGCACUGAAGAAAGAGCGCAUUGAGAUGGAAAAUCAGGUUAAAGAGGAGAUUAAACAGUACGAUGGGCUUGUCAAGAAGAAGGAUGAUAAGGAGAAUGCCCUGAAGACAUCACUCGAUAAAUACACAAAGGUACAAGCCAACAUGAAGGCCACCAACGAGCGUCGCAGGAAAACGAUGACUCAGAUCGAGACGGAAAAGAAAAAGUUGCUCGAACUACAAGAGAUCCCCGAAAAGAAUGCCAAAGAAAUCGCCGAAUCUGAGAAAAAGAUUGAAACACUGACCAAACAGAAGGCAGACAUCGAGAUAAAGUUAGCGGAGAAUUUGGCAACACUCAAAGAUGAAACAAAAGUUCUGCUGGAAGAAAAGGAGAAACUCCAAACAGAAUUGAUCGAUUUGAAGAAGGCUGUGGAUGAUUCCAAGUCUGCCCUUGCGCUGGCGGAGUCAGAGUUAAAAAUAUGCCAACACAACGAGACGACCGAAAAGCGAAAACUCGAGACGUUGAAGUAUUCCUAUGAGGAUUCAAAUAAAUCGUACGAAGAGAAAAAAGUCCGUCUUGAAGAGCUGGAACAAGCCCUUCCACAGCUCCGCGAUAAUCUGCAAACUGCCCAAGGCAAGUUGCAUACGAAUGUCACCGAGGAAAAAGAACUGCGCAAUCAACUGCGAACGAUUCAGGGAAAGCUGCAAGAAUCGAUGAAUGCGAUGCAAGCGACUCGGUCCCAGGGGAAGGUUCUCGAUGCGCUGAUGAAGCAGAAAAACGAAGGUCGCAUUCCCGGGAUUCUAGGUCGGUUGGGUAAUUUGGGAGGAAUCGAUGCGAAGUAUGACGUGGCCAUUUCGACAUGCUGUGGAAAUUUGGACUUCAUUGUGGUGGAAACGGUUAACACUGCCCAGGCUUGCAUUGAUUUCUUGAAAAAGUAUGACAUCGGCCGAGCUUCGUUCAUUGCGCUGGAAAAGAUUCAACAAUACGCGCAGUAUUGCCACCGGACGAUUCAAACACCGGAAAACGUUCCCCGCCUAUUCGAUCUGGUACGAGUUGAGGACGAACGAGUUCUACCAGCGUUCUACUUCGCACUGCGGGACACACUAGUUGCCGACAAUCUGGACCAGGGUCAGCGAAUCGCGUACGGCCCAAAACGUUUCCGCGUGGUAACGCUGAAUGGUGACGUUAUCGAAACAUCAGGCACAAUGUCCGGUGGGGGUCGCUCGAUGCAGCGUGGUCGAAUGGGUACCAAGGUACAGACGAAAACAUCCGCUUCCGAUACGUCCGGCUCCAGCAAGGAAGUGGAGCAGCUGCAAGUGAAGGCCGAGGAGAUUCAGUCCCAGAUCAACUAUCUGCAGGAGCAGCAGGGCGAGCUGGAGCAUGAAAUCCAGAAGCUCUCGUCGCAGCUCAAGCAUCAGGAGAAUGAAGCCAAACGAUUGCGAAUGGAUGUGCACAGUUUGGCGGAACAGUUACCUCGGUUGAAGGAUCAGGUCGAACGACAGGAGGCACGAGUGUCGCAAACACAUUCCGAUCCGGAGAAGGUGCGGGCACUCGAAGAAACCGUAAAAAAAUGCCAAGAAGAGCACAAAACUUCCAGUGACGCGGCCAAUGUCAUUCAGAAGAAGGUCGACAAGAUUACUGCGCAAAUCAACGAAAUCACCAACACCAAGGUUAAGGAUUUGCAGACCAAAAUUGCCAACAUGGGUAAACAGAUUGACAAGUUGACCACAAACAUUUCGAAGCUGACGGUGGAGAUCAAAACAUCCGAACGGAACGUUAAGAAGUCGGAGGAUAAAAUCAAGAGCAUGGAGGAGGAGGUAGUCGCGGCACAAGAAGCCAUCCGAAAGGGCAACGAUGAGCGAGAAAAAUUGGACGAGGAAGCCAGCGCCCUGAAGACGGAGGUCGACACGCUCAAGCUGGAGAUUGAGAAAGCUCACGAAGGUUCGUCCGCUAUCAAGAAGCAAAUUGUUGCAAUCCAAAAGAAGGAAGCAGAGGGCAAAAUGAAGCGGUUGGAGUUCGAGCAGAUUCUGCAAUCGAUCGAGAAGAAGUUGGGAGAGGUGAAGGACACGAUACCACAUUGGAAGAACAAGCUAAAACCACUGAAACUGCACGAGAUCCCCGGCGAACCGGCACCCGACCCGUUGAAAGAAUACACAGAGGAGGAAUUGGACAGCUAUAAAUUGGCCGACCUGCAGUACCAAAUAUCGAUCCAAGAGGAAAAACUCAACUCGAGCAAACCGAAUCUGUCCGUGAUCGAAGAAUUCCUGAAAAAACAGGAAGCCUACUUGCAACGGGUAGCCGUUCUGGAGGAAAUCACCGCCAAACGUAAUGAAAUGCGUCAGUUGUAUGACGACGUGCGGAAGAAGCGUUUCACCGAGUUUAUGCAGGGUUUCCAUAUCAUCACCAAGAAGCUGAAGGAAAUGUACCAAAUGAUUACACUCGGUGGCGAUGCCGAGUUGGAACUUGUUGACUCUAUGGAUCCUUUCAAUGAGGGCAUAGUAUUCAGUGUUCGCCCGCCGAAGAAAUCGUGGAAAAUGAUUUCCAAUCUGUCCGGAGGCGAGAAGACGCUCUCGUCGUUGGCACUCGUUUUUGCCUUGCAUUACUACAAACCAUCGCCUCUGUACGUGAUGGAUGAAAUCGACGCGGCGUUGGAUUUCAAAAAUGUGUCCAUCGUAGCGCAUUACAUAAAGGAACGAACGAAGAAUGCCCAGUUCAUCAUUAUUUCGCUACGAUCCAAUAUGUUCGAACUUUCGGACUACUUGGUUGGCAUUUACAAAGUGACCGAUUGUACCAACUCCGUAACGAUCAAGAAUGAUCCGCCCAAAUUCCACAUCACCGGAUCUCAGCAACCAGACCAGUUUACAUUCAAUCCCAAUCUAAGUCUCACCUCGGAACCCGAAAUUGAGCAACCGUCGAAGAUAGACGCUUCGAAAGAUGAAAGCGGUCUGCAGAGCGAUUCACAGAAGGAAAAUGUCGGUGGAAAUGUGCUGGAACAAUCUUCUAUUACUUCACCCCAACCCAUGGAAGUGUCUGUUGAUGCGAUCUGAAGCAAAACAAAAAUCUAGAUCUAUUUGUGUGACUACUAUUGAACUGACGAUUAUUAAUAUUAUUUGUUGCUAGCUAUAGGAUUUACUUUUGACUAAAUUUGAUUCUCAUAAGAAUAUGUAACGAACAA
This is a messenger RNA of Toxorhynchites rutilus septentrionalis, 4354 nucleotides long. RefSeq names its product structural maintenance of chromosomes protein 4 (gene glu). The coding region runs from base 186 to 4226 and encodes 1346 amino acids. NCBI's taxonomy places the organism in Eukaryota, Metazoa, Arthropoda, Insecta, Diptera, Culicidae. Gene Ontology annotation, biological process: mitotic chromosome condensation. The transcript has 6 exons. Gene Ontology annotation, molecular function: ATP hydrolysis activity; ATP binding; protein binding. Gene Ontology annotation, cellular component: chromosome. The record is from RefSeq and is a predicted model, not a curated record.